This is a messenger RNA of Anopheles bellator, 777 nucleotides long. RefSeq names its product pupal cuticle protein Edg-84A-like. Lineage: Eukaryota; Metazoa; Arthropoda; Insecta; Diptera; Culicidae. The transcript has 2 exons. The record is from RefSeq and is a predicted model, not a curated record. Gene Ontology annotation, cellular component: extracellular matrix. Bases 1 to 777 code for a protein of 258 amino acids.
AUGAGUGUAGUGUGGGGCUUUAGAUCGGGUCCAAAGAUCAGGUACGUUGCUCUGUUCGCUCUGGUUGCUGUGGCCAGCGCCCAGCAUUACCAGCAGUACCAGCCCCAGUACCAUCACCAGCCCCAGUACCACCAUCACCAGCCAGAGUACCAUCACUACCAGCCGCAGCAAGUGGUGUACAAGCAGCCCGCCCUGGUCAAAGCCGUCCAACCGGCUCUACUGAAGACCCUGCAGCCGACGCUGGUCAAGACGGUGAAGCACGUGGAACAGUACCCGGAUGCUCCGGCCGAGUACCAGUUUGCGUACGAUGUGCACGAUGACCACACCGGCGAUGUGAAGAGCCAACAGGAAGAGCGCCACGGAGAUGUGGUCAAGGGACAGUACACGUUGAUCGAUGCCGAUGGUUAUCGUCGCGUGGUCGACUAUACCGCCGACGAUCACAACGGAUUCAACGCCGUCGUUCGCCGGGAACCGCUCGAAGGACACAAGGUCGUGAAGGCCGUGGCUCCCGUGGCCAAGCUGGUCGCUCCGGUCCACACCAAACUGUUCGCCCCGCAGCCGCAGGUCCACUACCAGCCGGCACCGCAGACCGUUCACUACCAGCACCAGCCGGCUGCCCCGCAGUACUACCAUGCGGCGGCUCCCGUUGCCAAGGUUGCUCUGCCCACCGUGACCAAGGUGGCCCUUCCGGUGGCUAAGCUGGCCACUUACGCCCAGCACCAUGACGCCGUGAACCACGUGCAGUUCCACGGACCGUCGACCAACUACAACUACUGA